AUGUCCAUGUACCGCAUAGACACCAUCAAGUCCAGAGCCCGGCACACGGCAUGGAAUGCCAAGAAGGGCUCCGUGCAAUGGAAUCCCUGGGCCCGAAAGAUCUCCCACACCGGCGACUCGCUCUACGAUGAGGAGAACCCCCGCGCUUCGCACGACACCGCGCAUUCGGGAGCCCAUUCCGAGGCGUGCGUUGCUGGCGAAGUCGAGCUGAACAGGAUGCCCGACGCCCACGACGGCCCUGUCCACGCCUCAACCAUGCCGCCUCCGUCGCGCGGUUCCGCCGAGCCGUUUGGCAUCGCUGCCAAUGGAGCCGGCGAACCAAGCGACGGCCUUACCCGGAGGAAGACGAACAAGACUGACAGCGACGAAGAGGAGAAGCCUGAAGGCCUGGACCGCCGGACGAGCACGAAGCGCACAAGAAAGCAGCCUGUCAUCACUCCCUGGACCAUGUUCAAGCACGUCGUUUUCGGUUCCUGGGUCAACAUUCUACUCUUGGCCGUGCCCGCCGGUUUUGCCGUCAACUAUGCCCACCUGAAUGGCAUCGUCGUUUUCGUCGUCAACUUCAUUGCCAUCGUGCCGCUCGCCGGUAUGCUCAGUUAUGCGACUGAAGAGCUUGCCAUGCACAUUGGAGAGACCUUGGGCGGUCUGCUGAACGCGUCUUUUGGUAACGCGGUCGAGCUGAUCGUCGGUAUUCAAGCGCUCGUGAAGAAGGAGCUCGUCAUCGUCAAGACGUCCCUCAUCGGCAGUAUGCUCUCCAACUUGCUCCUCGUCAUGGGCAUGUGCUUCUUCCUCGGAGGCGUCAGCCGCGUUGAGCAGCACUUCAACGUCACGGUAGCUCAGACCAGUGCCAGCUUGCUCGCUUUGGCUGUCGCAAGUCUGAUCAUCCCCACCGUCUUCCGCAUGUGGGUCGAGCCCUCGGAUGAGGUCGGAGACCUCGUCGAUACGGAUGCUCUUUCCCGCGGCACUUCCGUCAUCCUCCUCUUCGUCUAUGGCUGCUAUCUCCUUUUCCAGCUCAAGACCCACGUCGUCAUGUACAACGAGCCAAGCAAGAAGGGCGAGAUGAGGACCAAGGAAAUCAAGCCCGGCGCUGCCAACAAGGGAAUUGCGGGCAUCGGAGCUGCUGCCGCGGGUGCUGUUGGAGGCAAGAUCCAUGGGGACCAGCUUCUGAACAACCAGGACGAUGAAGAUGACGACGAUGAGGAGGAGGUUCCUGUCCUGACCGUCAUGGGAGCUUUGGUUGCGCUUGGUCUUUCCACCGUUCUGGUUGCUUUCUGCUCCGAAUUCAUGGUCGACAACAUCUCCUCGGUCGCGGGUAAUGGCAAGGGUCUCUCGGAGACUUUCCUGGGUCUGAUCCUCCUUCCAAUUGUCGGAAACGCUGCCGAGCACGCGACUGCCGUCACCGUUGCCAUGAAGGAUAAGAUGGAUCUCGCCAUUGGCGUGGCUGUUGGUUCCAGCACGCAGAUUGCCCUGCUUGUUCUCCCUCUGACUGUUCUCAUUGGUUGGAUUAUCGGCAUUGAUGAGAUGAACCUUUCCUUCGACGGAUUCCAGGUCGCGGUCCUUUUCGUGUCCGUCUUGCUGGUCAACUACCUGAUUGGAGACGGCAAGUCCAACUGGUUGGAAGGCAUGCUUCUGAUGACCACGUACACGAUCAUUGCGGUCGCCGCCUUCGUUUACCCCGACUGA
This is a messenger RNA of Diplodia corticola, 1683 nucleotides long. Its product is annotated as calcium proton exchanger. NCBI's taxonomy places the organism in Eukaryota, Fungi, Ascomycota, Dothideomycetes, Botryosphaeriales, Botryosphaeriaceae. Gene Ontology annotation, cellular component: fungal-type vacuole membrane. Gene Ontology annotation, biological process: calcium ion transmembrane transport; intracellular calcium ion homeostasis. The record is from RefSeq and is a predicted model, not a curated record. The transcript has 3 exons. Bases 1 to 1683 code for a protein of 560 amino acids. Gene Ontology annotation, molecular function: calcium:proton antiporter activity.